Molecule: messenger RNA, 2180 nt
Organism: Mangifera indica (mango)
Lineage: Eukaryota; Viridiplantae; Streptophyta; Magnoliopsida; Sapindales; Anacardiaceae
Product: CDT1-like protein a, chloroplastic
Exons: 8
Coding region: 183-1904 (573 amino acids)
Biological process (GO): DNA replication checkpoint signaling; regulation of DNA-templated DNA replication initiation; DNA replication preinitiation complex assembly
Cellular component (GO): nucleus
Molecular function (GO): DNA polymerase binding; DNA binding
Source: RefSeq, a predicted model, not a curated record
AUUGUAUUUUAUAUCAUUUGAAGGCAUACAGUGGCCUCCCCACUUUCCCUCCCCACGAACGAGUCAUUGAUUCAGUCACUCACUCACUAGGGUUUCAAGAAUCAAAUCAGUCGCCCCCAGGACGAUCUCAGAUUUAAGGGUUUAGCAGUUGUGUGGUUGCUUGUGCUGUGUAUUACUGAAGCAUGAAUCAGAGAAAACUUGAGGAGAGUGGUCAGAAUGUGUUGGGUUUUAAGUGUAAAGAGAUUAUAAAUGGGGAAGAGAAAGGUGCCUAUGUGCAAAACCAAGGGAAUGCUGGAAGCCAGGGUUUUGAAAUGAAGAUUGCGGCUCCAACACCAGAGAAAACAAGUGAGCCUUCACGUACUAAAGUCAAAGAGGGAGGAAUUAAACAUCUAGAAAAAUAUAAUGCCAUGGUAGAGCUCUUUGAUUCUAUGACUUGUUCAUUGAGGUUGCUUAGCCUGCACAAAAAAUCACCAACUUUUCAAAAUAUUUCAACUCAGGUGGAAGUGUUAACAAAAAGAACGAUCUUAUUGAAGCAUCUUGGACAGAUAAAGUACAUACUUCCUGAAGCCAUACAAAUAGAUAAUAUCAUUGUGCAUGACAAGAAAACUCUGUGCAUGAAGCCAGCUAUGAAAAUAUCGUUGCUAUUUGAUGUCGUAGAAGGCCACUCUGAACACUCAGAUUUUAUGGCUCUGCGUCAAGCUUUUGCUUCUAGGCUUAUGAAUUAUUUUACUUCACAUCCUGAGGCUGAUGACAUUCCUGAGACUAUAUUGCCAGAGCCAUUCAGUCAAAGAAGUCUGGCUUCUUUCGAGAACAAGGAUGCUGAAGUUUCAGAGGAACUUGAGUCAAUCUGUGGAAAAAGUCAGACCACUACUCUGGGGCAGUUCCCUGUUGAUUCUUCAGAAUCUCUGCCGAAUUCUAUUGGGACUGAGAUGUUGUCAAUGCCAUAUCUUCUACAUCCAUCUUUCUGCAGACAUUUCUCCCGGAAUAGUGUUGCUGCAGAGACAGAAAAGGACAACAUUUCAACAUCAUCUGCGUUUCUGUCUUCCGCUUCAUCUGAUUAUCUGAAUAAUCAGUUAGUUAGAACUCGGCAAUCAGAAGAAUGCCUGGUUGAUCAUCAGACCAAUGGAGAAGCCAAAAGCAAUCAACAGAAGUUGCCUAUUAACUCUUCCAAAUCCUCAAUUGUUAAUCCUCCAUUCCAGCCGAUAAGUCCUCAAUCCUCAGUUGCUUCUGAUGCUUUUGAAAGCCCACAGCAGAAGCUUGCCUUGCCCUUUGAUAGUUUGAUAAUAGAAACACCUGGACAAGUGACACCAAAGAGAUCAAUGCCCGGUUGUAAUGACAAGCUAAAGGCAACAACCACCCAAGAUUUCAAAUCUCAUUGUAAGCCUGCAAAAAGGUCUUUAGACUUUUCAUAUUUAGAAGUUGAGAGAAGUGUACUGUACUCUGCUGGGGUAUCGACAUAUGACUACAAUGAUUUAAAUUAUGGCAACCCUGAAGCUCUAGAAGUAGAAACAAAAGAAUUUAUUAAGGAAGGUUGUGUCAUUGGUUCGCCCAAAGUACUUGAAAAGGUAAAGGGGGGUCUUUGCGAAGCUGGGGAUUACAAAUUGAGUCAAACAGGUUUAGCAGAAGACCAGCAAAUAUCUGAUUGUCUGGCUGACCUGAUUGCCUUGAUUGACCACAUCUUUCAGUCAGUCAACUGCUCUUCAAUCACAAAACAGGAGCUUGUACACAAGAUAAUUAUGAAUAAUUUGGAUAUCAUGGAGAGAAGAGAGGUUGAAGAGCAAAUUGAGCAUCUUGAGAAAUUGGUUCCAGACUGGAUUUGUGGGAAGCAGGCACCAGGUGGAGAUAUCAUGUACAGCAUCAAGAAAGUUUCAGAUUUGGCAUCAGUUCAGGCAAGGCUUUAUUAGUUGGGCCGCUCAGCAUCUUCUCUGCAGUGGCUCAAACAUAUAUGGUAUGGGACUCUUUGCAGGGCCAUGUACAGAUGAAGGAGGUACGUGGCCACUCUGCCUGACAAAAAAAUUAUUUAUGUACGCAUCGUAUUCUUAAUGUACAAUCUCGUUCACUACUUUUUGGGCCUUGAGAUCCCUAUUAACUACUACACUAAUUUUGUGUGUGGCAUUUUCUUACACAAAUACAGUUUAAUCCUUUUAAUUAUAUACCAUGCAAGGGGUAUUUAGGAGUAA